AUGACUUUAUCAAAGCCCGCGGACUCCCCUGGCAAUUCCUUCUACCCCAAUAGCCCACCCAUGCGGCGUCCAGGGCUGUCAUUUGUUUAUCGUCUAGAAUGCAACAUUGAUCCUGAGGAAAUUAACGUCGGGGCGCCUCAUGGGGCUGGAGUGGCGCGAAGUAUUGCGAAUAUUGUCGGCGGUAGCUUUAGAGGACCGUCGAUAUCAGGGAUAGUCCUUCCAGGCGGAGCAGACUGGGCAACGGUCAUUGAAGGGACCCACUCCAUGACUCUUGAUGCACAUUACACGAUAAAAACCGACGAUGGCUGUUAUCUUUACGUCCGAGCACAUGGUCUCUACCGUCCUGGCCCGGGCACAGAGUACGCGAACCAGGUCGAGAAGGACCCAGCCCUACGACCCCCUCCCACUGUGACCCAAGACGAUGUGGAGUUCUUUUCACACCUGCGAAUCGAAACCGGACCAGGAAAGUACAAUUGGUUGAACGGCUUAGUGUGUGUUGGAGUGAUGAGCUGUGAGAAUGAUCGCAUCCUGAUCGAUGCCUAUCACUUGACCAAUUUCGAGGGUUCUGAGCCAGAGGACGUGAUGGCACAGAUGACUGGAAUGACGGCAACAGAGAACAACUGGGAGGCCAAGGUGGCGGAGAAGCGCAAACAAUUGGAACUACAGAUUCCCCAAGCUUGGCGUUUGAAUGCCACAUUUUUAUCCAAGCUCCCAUCAAAUGGCCACCUCCUAGAGGUGGAUAUCCCACGCCACAGUGGACUCCUCACAGAGGAGGAGCUGGACAUCACAGAAGAGUACACUGCGACACAGCUGCUGCAAAAGCUUGCCUGGGGCGAGGUAACCUCGCUGGCAGUCACUACGGCUUUUUGCAAACGCGCAGCCAUAGCCCAGCAACUAACCUCAUGCUUGACAGAAUACUUUUUCGACAGAGCGCUUGAGCGUGCUCAAUACCUGGAUGAUUAUCUGAAGCGAGAAAAACGGGUCAUGGGCCCGUUACACGGCUUACCGAUCAGUCUCAAAGAUAGCUUCUGCGUCAAGGGCGUUCUGAGUACGGUGGGAUAUGUCUCAUUCUUAGAUAACUCGCCUGCAGAAACCAACUCUGCUCUGGUCGAUCUGCUGCUUGACUUAGGUGCAGUUCUUUAUGUCAAGACCAAUAUUCCGCAGACAAUGAUGACGGGCGAUUCAGACAAUAAUAUCUACGGUCGUACAUUAAACCCGCACAAUAUAAGCCUGACCGCCGGAGGCUCCUCCGGUGGUGAAGGAGCUCUCGUUGCCUUCCGGGGCUCGAUCCUCGGCAUCGGAACUGAUAUCGCAGGCUCAAUCAGAAUUCCGUCGCUGUGUUGCGGUGUUUAUGGAUUCAAACCCACCGCAGAUCGCAUUCCGUUCGGUGGACAGGUGUCCGGGGCAAUUGAGGGAGUCCCCGGCAUAAAGCCAGCGGCCGGACCACUGGCUCAGUCGUUGGAUGACAUUGAGAUGUUCAUGUCAACUGUGCUCAAAGCUGAGCCCUGGCGAUAUGACGUGACUGCAAUUGGGUCACCCUGGGUGACGACACUCAACUUGCCCUCAUUAUUAACGAUCGGAGUCCUCGGUGAAGAUCCUCAAUUCCCAAUUCAUCCUCCUGUCCGCCGCGCAAUGGAGUCAGCAAUCGCGGCACUAGGCAAGAAAGGACACAGAAUAGUGCGCCUGGAACAUGACCCUUCACGGGGCGUGGCAUAUGCGAGUCGUCUAGCCUUUCAGUAUUUCACGUAUGGGCCACAUAUCGAUCAUAUCGAAGCCAGUGGGGAGCCGUUGGUGGCAUCAGUGGCAAAGUUAGCUAAUCCAAUGUUCACUGGGCCAUUUCCUGUGGAUCAGGAAGGAGCCUUUGAGAAAAUUGAGGCACUCUAUAACGCACGAAAGGAUUAUGCUGAAGCAUGGCGCAGGACAUGGGUCCAAUACGGCAUAGAUGUUCUUCUAACACCUGGAGCCCAGAAUACGGCCACGCCGCACGACACAUAUGGAUGGCCACCGUACACGGUCAUCUGGAACCUUCUGGAUUAUCCUGCAUGCAUUGUGCCGUACAGCAAAGCUUCGAAGGUGCUUGAUCCAGAUCCUAUGCCAGUACAUGAUGGAGUUCAGCCGAGCUAUGAACCUGACUCCGUUGAUGGAGCCCCAUGUGCUCUUCAAAUCGUAACGCCCCGGCACCAAGAUGAGAAAUGCCUUCUCUUUUCCAGGCUGAUCGACAGAGACAUCCGUUAA
Molecule: messenger RNA, 2235 nt
Organism: Aspergillus nomiae NRRL 13137
Lineage: Eukaryota; Fungi; Ascomycota; Eurotiomycetes; Eurotiales; Aspergillaceae
Gene: gmdB
Product: general amidase GmdB
Exons: 7
Coding region: 1-2235 (744 amino acids)
Source: RefSeq, a predicted model, not a curated record